Penicillium pulvis is the source of this 951-nucleotide messenger RNA. RefSeq lists its product as uncharacterized. Gene Ontology annotation, cellular component: mitochondrion; mitochondrial inner membrane. The record is from RefSeq and is a predicted model, not a curated record. Gene Ontology annotation, biological process: protein insertion into mitochondrial inner membrane from matrix. NCBI's taxonomy places the organism in Eukaryota, Fungi, Ascomycota, Eurotiomycetes, Eurotiales, Aspergillaceae. The coding region runs from base 1 to 951 and encodes 316 amino acids. The transcript is spliced from 3 exons.
AUGGCGUCCUCACUCCGUCUUCCUGCUGGCACCUUUGCUAGCAGUGCACGCUCAAGCUCCUUGAUUGCGCAGACCUUUGCGCCGGCUUCGCACCAAUACCGACCCUUUUCCCAGGCCUCGCAACGAUGGGCAUACAAGAGCAACAAUUUCUCGGCCAAGAACGUCACAGGCCCUUCGAUGAAGGCUCGGUCAAAAGAAGCCCUCAGUGGCCAGUUGCCGAAUGAUCUUGGAGUGUUGCCGGGAACCUUUGUCCGGCCGCUGUGGAGGGAUCUGCCCUCGAUUUUCCAGAGCCCGCGGGAUCGGUGGCAGAUGGAAUGGACUUGGUUGAAAAGCACGGUCCAGAACUUCAUGAGCUUGAUGAUUUAUUGCAAGAAGGACAACAAGUUCCCCUUGAUGUUGAAAGAGCGGCGGAAAAUCGCACGCCUUCUAUAUGGCGAUAUGUAUACUGCCUUUGCAGGGGGUGAUGUUUCCGGCCUUCGUCGUCUUUGUGGUGACGGUCUUGCCAAAGAUCUCAUAGCGCAAAUCGAAAGCCGCCCCAAGAACCAGCAAGUGACCUGGAACCUAGUCAAAUGGCUUCGUGGACCGAGUACCUAUUUCACUGGUAUCCGUGUUGUGUCAGACCGCGCAACUCAGAUCCCUGAAAUGACCAACUCCGGUAUUCGCCAGAUUGUCCUGCGUGUGACCUCCCGCCAGUCCAUGUCCAAAACCACAUCACAGCCUCGUGGGAAGGGUCCUACGGCAGAAGUUGUUGAGGCCCCUGCUAAGGAGCAAAACUGCGAGGAAUACUUUGUUAUCCAGGAGAUUCGCUGGAAUGGUAACAGUACUGGUUGGCGGGCCUGGGGCUAUGUCAAGCCCACGGAUAUUGAUACCGUUUACAGCGACCCAUACUUCGCCCCAGGCCUGACUGCUUUGGAGCGCAUUGAGGCCAUGAAGAAGAUGACAGGCCAGUAA